AAAAGCUGCACUAUUCACUUCCUCUGCAUCUCCGCCUACAUUCUUAAACCCUCACAGAAGUUGAUUUUGCCACAUUUUGUUCUCCCAACCAACAUUCCUUCCCAAAAUGGCCAAAAAAUUUCUUGUUUCGGAGAAAAUGUGUCUGUGUUAAUUAGAUUUAUGGGGAAAAAAGGAGGGAAAUGCAGGCUAUGGUGGCCAGCCCAUCUUUCCUCAACCCUUCAACCCCAUUCUCCUUCCCACUCCUUCACUCUUUUCUUCGGUUGGUUCAUUUCUUCCCAGUCCUCCUCCUUUUCUUCUUCGGAGCCCUCCCUUGAUAUCGUCGUCGCUUUUGCCUUGGAGGAUUCUGCACUUGUUUCUUCUUCUGUAAAUCUUCAGGAAAUUCUUCAUCAAACAGAUGGGAACAUGCCUCUAUCCCUACAAGAUAAAUGUACACUUUCCGUGCUGGGUUAUUGUGAAGCAGAUUCAAGUGGCAAUGGUCAGCCAGAAAUGAAUUUAACUAAAACAGUUACUCAGACGUGCUCAACUGAUGGUGGGAAAACCUUCCCUGGUAGCCAGAGGGUAGUUGUGGGCAAGAAUGGAAUUCAUGCAUGUGGAUGCCACAAGGUUCAUGCAUUACUGGAACAGCUUAGGCUGGCUUUUGUACAAAAUGAGAACUGGUUCCAACUUAUUUCUGGUUUUCCUCAAACUACAGGUCGAAAAUUGCAGCUCAUUCCAGAAUUGCAUCACAUGCAUUGGAAUGGGGAAACCAUUUCUCAGUUAGAUCUCCACGUUAUCAUUUAUGAAAUUCCAAAAUUUAGUAGCCACCACUAUUCACUGGGUUCUUGGAGUUUGUCUGAGAAGAUGAGAUCUUCUAUCAAGAAACCCCAAUGGUUUGAAGAUCUCAAGCAGAAGAAGCAAUAUCUUGAUCUGGACACUGUCAUUCUGGCUAUUAACAGUGCUAAUGCUGCUAAGAUCCUUUCAGAAAGGCAGCUGCCUGUGAAGAGUUUCGCUGGUCAUUUCAAGCCUUUAUGGAUGUUUCCUACCUUUACAUGGAAAUUUUUUGCUGCACUCGUGGCUUUGCUUGCAACUUCAGUUUACGUCAUUCUUCAGUCUUUCCAUAUCCUUCUGAGUUACAUGUCGUGUAUAGGCAUAGAUGUGGUGUUAGUGAGAGCAUUCAACAAUGCAUGGACGAAUGUUGGGAUACGCUGCUCCCAGUUCCUCUAUUGGCCAAUCUUACUCCAAGGUCAUGGUCAUAGGUCUAAAUCAUGCAUUGAAUAUUCAGAGAAAGUGGCAUUACGCAGGCAUUCCAUCUGGUCAUGUCUAGUGGUUGAUGUUCUUCUUGGAAACUUAUUUGGCAUUUCAUUAUGGUAUCAAGCAGAACCUGCUUGCCUAUACAUUUCAAACUUCGCUGUUGAUGUCACAAACUAUUUGCUGCGUACCGGAUGUGUUUGGCUAAUGGGAAAUCCAGCUGGUUUCAAAUUAAACACUGAGCUUGCUGGAGUACUUGGCAUGAUGUCUCUGAACACUAUUCAAAUUUGGUCUACACUUGGGUCGUUUAUGGAUUUUUUCCUUGUACCAAUUGCUAAAGCUAUUUCUCUAUGUGGGAUUCUUUUUGGUUUCACCACAGCUGCUGCUCUGAUAAUCGACUUGAUUUCACUCGUAACAAGACAUGUUUUCGUCCUUCAUUGGAUACUCUCACUUGUCUAUUCACAGCAGAUUCAGGCAUUGGCAGCUUUAUGGCGUCUUUUUAGGGGAAGGAAGUGGAAUCCUCUUCGCCAGAGAUUAGAUAGCUAUGAUUACACUGUGGAGCAACAUGUCGUUGGCUCUCUUCUCUUUACACCACUCUUACUUCUAUUGCCAACCACCUCUGUCUUCUACACAUUCUUUACCAUCAUGAACACAGUCAUCAGUUUUAUCUGCGUAGUAAUGGAAGUCAGCAUAUCUGUUAUUCAUACUACCCCAUACAACAGCGCCUUUCUUUGGUUGAUGCGGAAGAAAAGGUUUCCUUCUGGGAUAUGGCUAGAAAUUGUAUCUCGUCAACAUGGAACAACUGUUCCUUCAGUAAUUGAUCCUCUUGAACUAAACGGCUCGUUGUCAAAGAAGUCAACAAAAAUCCCAAGAAGUGGUGGUCAUAAAACACUUGUUCUGGUUUCAGUUCUGCACAGCAACUACUUGAGCUUAGGUGAAUUGAUCUGCCCAAGCUACAGAUACAUCUAUUCAGUUGUUUGUAGGACAGCUAUCAGCUCGUCAGCGUAUGGUAUUCUAACAGGAAAAAGAAUUCUAUCUGCUCCCGGGACUACUUAUCCUUCAAGAUUGCCAUGGAUGGCUCUGCCGUACACAAUAUACUGGCGCCUUUGCUUUGAAGCAGUCUUUGCAUGUAGACAAAAUUGACACUUCAAUUCCCCAAUGAUCAAGAGACCCCUUUUCGGAUUUAAAUGCUACUUGGUACUAUUCGAUUGAUUAAUUUGACAUACAGUACCCCAAUGUUCUCAGCAAUAGCAAGGAACCGAGUCGUUUGUCCAGCCCCCAUUGCAUUAAUUUUGGAACCUUUAAUCUUGUUGAGGAACUAACUAAUCUUUGGUUGAAUGUAAAGUUUUGUGCAGAAUCAAUGUAUUCAAUUCAACUCCAAAGCAUGCUCUUUAUUUAUUGUUGC
Messenger RNA from Coffea arabica (coffee), 2632 nucleotides. RefSeq lists its product as uncharacterized. NCBI's taxonomy places the organism in Eukaryota, Viridiplantae, Streptophyta, Magnoliopsida, Gentianales, Rubiaceae. Gene Ontology annotation, biological process: GPI anchor biosynthetic process. Gene Ontology annotation, cellular component: membrane. The record is from RefSeq and is a predicted model, not a curated record.